AUGAGUUCGCGGAUGCACAAUGGCAAUGAUGUGUACGAGAAGGUUCGUGAAAUCGGAGAGCUCCGAAGCUGGAUUAUCUCAAUUCCACACACAAACACACACUAAAAGGGCAUUUUUAGGCGGAGGAAUACUGGAGUCGCGCCAGUCAGGACGUGAACGGAAUGCUUGGCGGAUUCGAAAGACUCCACGAACCCGACAUCGCCGUCUCUAAACGGUUUAUUCAGAGUUUGAAGAAAAAGGUCAGCUGGGUCUCGAAAAUGUGUUUUUACUACCCGACUGAAUAAGAAUUCAAGUUUAAUCCGCGAUUUUCAACCUUUUCGCGGUCAGACCUCAAAAAUAUUACCCUCUUGUCGUUGUUUUCCAGUCUUAAAAUCGAAUCAUUUUCUCUCACUCUUUUGUCAUGCCGUCAUGAUUUUUGCGUUUUGAAAAAGAUCACGAAUGAACAGCAUCACAGAUCGGAAUGUCGUUCAGUCUGAAUGGGUAGGCAUAUUUAAUGAGAAUGAAAGUUCGUUGCUCUUUUCUCUUGUUCGAAAUUCCGAAAAUAGGACGAAUAGUUUACACGUUUUCCAGAAGUUGUUUACCCGGUUCUGCAUAUCGGCUGUAAAAUGGAAUCAAAUGUCACCUCAAAUGAGAAAAGCCCGCGUUGAUUUCCAAUAUCAUCCGAGCAUUGUUUUGCUCUCCGCAACCCCGCGCACUCCCGUCUUUCUGUUUGCUCAACGGUGACGAAUUUCACGCCGUCGACCGCUUUUGGAGCAAAAAGCGAAAAGUCACCGAAGAAUUUGAAUUUUGCGGGAUCUGAAAGAAAUUUCGAAGAUUGACAAAUAACGAUGGAAGUAAGAAAAGCGAAAAAUGUCAUUUUUCUUCUCCGUUUUCGGCAAUUAAUUCUGUGAUGAAUGAUGGCGGAAAGUUUAUGAGUCGCGCCGAGAAUUUCACAAUUCUGCCCAAAAUUGUGAUGACAAUAGUGACGGGGCCGAAAUGGGCUAAUGAGCGGGGAACUUUCCGGGAAAAUGAAAUUAUUAAAGAUUCAAAAUUCGGCGUUUUUGUCAGGAACUGAUCGGCUCGAUGAACUAUGCGCUGGACUGCGGGGCGGGAAUCGGACGAGUCACGAAGCACCUGCUGAUGCCGUUGUUCAAGACCGUCGACAUGGUCGAUCUGGUCGAGGAGCUGAUCGUCAGCAGUGAUCAGUACAUUGGUCAGUCCCGAAGUCUUGAAACACGCCCUCCAAUUCUCAGCUUCAGGCACAGAUUCGGGAAUCGGCGAGAAGUUCAUCGAAGGGUUGCAAACAUUUGAGCCGCCCGAAAAACGGUACGACCUCAUCUGGAUUCAGUGGGUUUCCGGACAUCUUGUCGACAGCGAUCUCGUUGAUUUCUUCAAGCGAUGCGCGGUAAAUAUUGUCGAGCGUAAGAAAAUAUCAAUAAAAGUGAUAAAUUUCAGAAAGGAUUGAAAGCAGGCGGAUGCAUAGUGCUGAAGGACAACGUGACGAACAACGAAAAACGAUUGUUCGACGACGACGAUCACAGCUGGACGAGGACGGAGGUGGGCGGCCACUUCUGCUUCGGAGAACGAUCAAAAGAUGAACUAUUCAUUUUCAGCCGGAACUUCUGGAAGCAUUCGAAGGCGCGCAACUGGACCUGGUCUCGAAAUCGAUCCAAACCGGAUUCCCCAAGGAAAUCUAUCCGGUCAAGAUGUUCGCUUUGAAGCCGAGAAACGAGCAGAAGUCGGAGGAGAGCUGA
This is a messenger RNA of Caenorhabditis sp. 36 PRJEB53466, 1733 nucleotides long. NCBI's taxonomy places the organism in Eukaryota, Metazoa, Nematoda, Chromadorea, Rhabditida, Rhabditidae. The record is from the annotation of a GenBank genome assembly.